GCCCCGCCGCGCCUGCGUACUGAAUGCACGCGCGCCCCCGCGGGCCGAGUUUCCUCCGUGCGCGUCUCUUGCAGAACAGGGCUCGUAACGCAACGGAAGCUCAACCUUUGUUACCCGGAAGGGCAGGCCGCCGCCGAAAGCUCCGCCCGCUCCGCCCGCUUCGGUUGGGCCCGGUUGCCAUGGCGCUCUCCCCGUACGUGCAGUCCAUGCAGGAGCUGUUCCGGGCCAACACGCGCAUCCGCGAGUUCCCCGCGCACGUGGCCAAGGUCCACUCGGUGGCCUGGAGCUGCUGCGGCCGCCGCCUCGCUUCCGGCUCCUUCGACAAGACCGCCAGCGUCUUCGUGCUGGACAAGGACCGGCUGGUCAGUGCUGGGCGCGCCAGGCGGGGAAAUAGGAGGAGCAGAGAGACCAGUUGCCGCAGCCGGGGGCUGGCGUGAAUCCUGCUCACUUGGGCGCCUAACAGUGGUGACUUCGCUUCACGGCAUAUGGACCUCUGGGAUCCGUGAGGAAAAGUCGCCGCAUUUAUGGUUUUUUGGUUUAGAGGUGGCAUGAAAGGAGUGUAUAAAACACUGCGUGGCGUGGAGAAAGUCAGUACCAUCUCUCAUAACAACACUGGAAGUCGUGGGGAUCCACCGAAACGGAAUGGGAGAGGAUUUAGGACAGAAGAAAGUGCUCCUUCACAUCACAUAGUUAAACCAUGGAAACCCCAGUAACCGUGGUAGCUGCAAACAUGGAUGACUUUAAGUGAGGAUUGGAUAACUUAACAUGUUCUUCCAUGUUUGGAGACAGUAUGUUUCUGAGUACUAGUUGCUGGAAACCACAAGGUCCUACUUUUGGGCUUCUAAUAUGGUUGGCCACUUUGAAAGCAGGAUGCUGAACUAGAUGGGCCAUUGGUCUGAUCCUGCAGGUCUUUCUGGAGUUCUUAUUCCUAAAAGAGGUUUGACCCGAAAACUGAGCACUUAGGCUUGGAUGAUAGUGCACUUAGAAUGAUUAUUAAGCCUAGUUAGGCUGCUUGUGAGAUGCAUGGUAAUUCAAAGGGUCGUCAUAACAUUUCCCUUUUGAGGGAUGUGUGUGUGUUGAUUACUAGUUUAGAACUUUACUGUUUUCCGUAGGUGAAGGAGAAUAAUUACCGUGGCCAUGGAGACAGCGUGGAUCAGUUGUGCUGGCACCCCAGUAACCCAGACUUAUUUGUCACUGCGUCUGGAGACAAAACCAUCCGUAUAUGGGAUGUCCGCACUACUAAAUGUAUUGCCUCCGUGAAUACCAAGGGUAGGUAUCACUAAUAUUCACUGAAAACAAAGCUGUCCUAUGUGCUUUUGUUUUGCAUUUUGCAAGGGUUUACUGCAUUUAAUGGGGGGCAAGUACAGGAACCUGAGCAAGAUGGUCCUGAGAGGCAGUCAGUCUCCACUGGCAACCUAGCCCACAUGAACCAUUCUUCUUUUUCUAUCUUUGUUGCUCAAGAAGGGGCUGAGAUCGAAAUUAACUUGUACUAUGACUGUAUUUCAAAAGCAUUGAUUGAAGGUAUAACUUAUAGAUGCCAUUUUAUCAAAAACACUAGAAACCAUCUAGAGGGUUGAGCGGGGGACAAGAUUUUUAAUGGUGUUUAUAAUGCAGCUAUCUUGAGCUGCGUGGGACUGGCAGUUGGAGACCAACAGUAAUUGGAGGGCCACAGGCACCAUAUCUCUGGUGAAGAGAGUAUAGGUAGAUAAGCUGCAUUUUAUAGGGCUGGGUAUACGUGAUUAUGUUAGAAGUUCUUGGCUUAAAAAUGCAGGAGUUUGUGUGUUGACUGAACUCCUGCCCCAGAAAGGAAUUCAGUAGGUUCAAUUUCCCCUUCCUCACUUUUACAGGGGAGAAUAUUAACAUUUGUUGGAGCCCCGACGGACAGACUAUCGCAGUAGGGAACAAGGAUGAUGUGGUCACCUUCAUUGAUGCUAAAACAUAUCGGUCCAAAGCUGAGGAACAGUUCAAGUUUGAGGUGAAUGAGAUCUCUUGGAACAAUGACAACAACAUGUUUUUCCUCACCAAUGGCAACGGUUGCAUCAACAUCCUCAGGUACCCUCACCAUGGCCUUUACUGGGAAGGGCAGCAAGUGAGUUGGCUGUCUUGACUUUUGUAUGGGUUGUGGGUGGGGAAAAAUACUUGUGGGGUGUACACCCAGGUGGGUGUACAAGAGAAAACUGCCUCGUGGACCUACUUAGGCCUAAGGACCAGAGGUUUUCCAUCACAGAGGCACAGUAAAUAUGAAUUCUUCCCUGAUGCCACCCUGUGUCCCAGCUCAUACCUUUGGUUGGUUGGUACAGACCUACAGCUUUAUCCCCACAUUCCAGUCAAUGUAACAGAAGUUGUUUUGUGCCUUCCCUCUAUAUCUGUCAUUCCCUCUAAAUUGGGCAUCUAAAUCUGUCUUUUGGAUAUGUCUUAAACGACCUCAUAUUCCUGCGGGCAACUCUGUAAGUGGAAUAAAAAAAAAAAGUGUUAUUCCUGUUGUUAUUAUUCAGUGACUUACAGCUGCCAUAAAGCCUCCCUAGACUGGGCAACCUUUGUUGCCUCUACUAUAUAAGCAGGUUUUAGCUUCCAUUUUGUGACCAGUAAGAAGACAUUUAUAGAUGUUACAUAGCUAGUAAAAGGGCUGUUUUCUCCCCAACCUCACUCCAACUUCAUUUCUUUAACUUUCUACAGCUAUCCAGAGCUGAAGCUCAUCCAGUCAAUUAAUGCCCAUCCUUCAAACUGCAUCUGUAUCAAAUUUGACCCAACGGGCAAGUAUUUUGCUACAGGAAGUGCUGAUGCAUUGGUUAGCCUCUGGGAUGUGGAUGAGCUUGUAUGCGUGCGAUGCUUUUCUAGGUGAGUUAUCUUGAUCUGUGAACUUAAUGACCUUUUUUGACCCUAGGGGUUGUCAAAAUGUCUAUACCAUACCUUAUUUUGCACUCCUGCAGCUAGGUAUGUAGAUUGGAUAAAUAAUUCUUAACCACUUGUACACUGAAGUGCUCUGAAUGGGCUGUUGCUCUUGUUAGAAAUUGAGCGGGAGGAGUUCAUGAUUGAUCUAUAAAAAUGUCAAUUCAGAUUGCUGCCUUGGCAGGGUAGACUGAUUUAUAUCAAGGUAAUUUAAAUCACUAAGAAAAAAGGACAAGUUUAUAAAGUGUUGAAUUUAAAUAAGUUGUUUUUAUUUUAAAAUUCACAUUUUUCCUGAUCAAGCAGAUACGCUAUCCAGUUAUUGUAAAACACACUGCUCAAACUAAGCUGAGCUUUUAUACAACCUAUGAGCAUAAUCCAAAAACUUUGCUUCUGCAGUUCAUAACGUCUUUGUGGAUAUAAGAGACAGAUUUUUGUUCAAAUCUUUUUCUGGGGCAAGGAUACUAAGGAAGCCACAUGAAUGCAGUCUACUGAAAUUUAUAUAAGCAAUGACUUGUAAAGAUACUGUCUUUCUCUGUGUUUAGUAAUGAUAAUUUAAUAAAUAAUCUAAUAAUUUGAGUACUGAACUUACUGCAAAGUUCUAGUAGUUGGGUGGGUACAUGGAUAGCAUUGCCAGUGUGUGAUUUCCAAUGCUUAACUUUAAAAGUCAGAAUUUCGCCAUAGCUCUUUUUUUUUUUACAUAGUAAAGCAGCCUUUAACUCAGUCUUUUUAUCUGUUGUUAUAAGUGGUGUGGCCUGAGAAAAGAGGAGAAAAUUUUAUGCCUUUCCUAAUACUUUAACUCUGGCUAACACAAUCUGUUGGCAGAAAAGUCAAAGAAAAUACAGACCAUGUGUAGCUAUGUAUAUGUAUAUAUGUAUGUAUGUAUGUAUGUGUGUGUGAGUGUAGUAAUUAAUGUACAGCGUUUGUUAUCGCAGGAUAUUAUGGCCUCUGGCUUAGCAUUAAAAGGGAAUUAGACAAAUUAAUGGACGAUUGCUUUAUCAACAGCAUGAUGACUAAAUAGAACUGCCAUACCCAAUGGCAGUAUUUUUCUCCCUGUUGCUAGGAAGAAAUAAAGAGGGAGAGUUCUUGGCUUUGGGUGCUAUUUUCAUGCUUCCAAGAGGCAUCUGACUGGUACCUGUCUUCUCGCCCCCGGCCCUUAUUCCAUUUUCUCCUAUAUUUCAGGCUCGACUGGCCUGUGAGGACAUUGAGUUUCAGCCAUGAUGGGAAGAUGCUGGCUUCAGCCUCUGAAGAUCACUUCAUUGACAUUGCUGAGGUAGAAACAGGUCAGUGCUCUUCUUCUCACCGUCUGCCAAGAAAGGCAAAGCAAUUCUAAAAACACAUACUAGGGAAUGAGCUCGGAUGAAGAUCAUGUUGGUUUUGAAUAAGCUUUCACUAUCAAUGUGUGUUACACUUUUCCUGUCGUCUACUGGAGGUUCCCUAAAUUUCUUUUGGUCCAUUCCUAGACCUAAAAACUUGGCAAAGCUAUGCAUAUCUGGUGUGGGGGAAUCCAGGCAGAACAUGCAGGAGUGGGAGGAUAUUGUCCCGGCCAGAGGUGGGGAACCUGACAGCCCACGGGGCCUUCCCAUUUGUUCUCGCCUCCCGACAUCCAGUCCCUGCAGCAAUUAGGAUUGCAAAUUGUCUCUUAUAGGCUCCAAAAAUCUUCUUUCAAGUUUAUUUGGUGCACGGGGGCAUUUGUGGGGGGAGGGUUGAAGGGAUAAGCCUUUCCUUCCCGUAUGCUGUGACACCCACCCCCAUCCAAAAUUAACCCUGCUCUGCAAUAUGGCUCGAAAGAAGCCGACCUUAAGAGUCGUAAUCACUUAGGCUGGAAAAAAGAAUUGCUAGGGUGCUGGGAGAAGAGUGAGUGUGGAAACACGAGUGCUUCAUUUUUGCUAACUCUUAACCAUGCCCAUUUUUGUUUUUCAUCGUGGGCACUGCUAGCAUACGUCCCUUGGAAGAGUGCCCAUGAUGUCAUGUGUCUAUGAAGAAGGUGCCCCAUCCUUAGCCUAAGCUCCUCUUGUUCUCAAAGCAAUAGUCCCUGUAAUUUUAUGAACCACCAGUAUUUUACAAACCCCUCCUCUGUUCUUGCUGGUUGAGAGCUUUUGGCUUUGAAUUGCACUUGUAAUUUUAUGUAAAAAGAUUGCAGUGUGAAAUUCUUCUUCGAUGGAACUCAUUAAACUGCAUUCUCGUACAGAGGCGAGCCAAGAACAGGGUGUCCCAGCUGCAUUUGUCUUGGUUCCUGGGUUAAUUCUGUCUUUAUACUUCAGGUGAGAAGCUGUGGGAAGUGCAGUGUGAGUCUUCAACGUUCACUGUGGCUUGGCAUCCAAAGCGGCCCCUGUUGGCCUUCGCCUGCGAUGACAAAGAUGGCAAAUAUGAUAGCAGCAGAGAAGCUGGAACCGUGAAGCUCUUUGGUCUUCCCAAUGACUCAUAAGAGAAGCUCCUGGGGACUGUAUUUGUAACCUGGUAUUCCUAGUCAAGCCCACAUAUGCAUUGCUUCUCUCUUUCCAAUUUUUGAGCAGGAGCAGCACCAUGGUUUGACAUUCCCACGCCUAGAAAGCUUGCUUUUUGAAGUUUUUCUAAAAUGCCCAACCAUUCUAAAAGGCACAGAGGCUGACUGGCUGACUAAAUUCUCCAAUUUCUAGGCCGUUAAUUGUUUUUUAUUGCAAAGAGGAAGCUACAGCUGCCAGUGGAUUUGAGUGUCUUGUGUGCUGUGCGUUCAAUUAGGAAAACAAUCCCUGCCCUCUCGUUUCUCAGGAUGUAGCAGGCAGUCCCUCUAAAUCCAUGUGAGUGUGCCAUUGUCAUGACUUGUGUCUCCCUUAAAAAUGGAAAGACUGGGGAAUAUUGUAUGCAGGUUUUCUGUUGUCACAUUUUGAAUCCUCCUUUUCCUUUGGAGGAGUGCGCGUCUUGCCUCCUUUGGAGGUUGUGUGUGUGUCUUUCCUUCCUUUUGCACCUUAGGGUAAUGAAAGGAGAAUAGGGUUAUUUUUUGUUUGAACCUGUUCUUGUAUUUUGGAUAAUUUGUUUCAGUAAAUAAAAACAUAAAACCUG
This is a messenger RNA of Podarcis lilfordi (Lilford's wall lizard), 5928 nucleotides long. The record is from the annotation of a GenBank genome assembly. Lineage: Eukaryota; Metazoa; Chordata; Lepidosauria; Squamata; Lacertidae.